This is a messenger RNA of Anarrhichthys ocellatus (wolf-eel), 3479 nucleotides long. RefSeq lists its product as uncharacterized. NCBI's taxonomy places the organism in Eukaryota, Metazoa, Chordata, Actinopteri, Perciformes, Anarhichadidae. Bases 267 to 2270 code for a protein of 667 amino acids. The transcript has 8 exons. The record is from RefSeq and is a predicted model, not a curated record.
GCGGAUGCUGGUUCGUCUACGUCUGUCGGAGGCUGAAGAAGGAGCGGGACACCUUUCACCCACAACCGCGGCUGGAAUUAGAAACCAUCGAGGACGAGAAGAACAUGAACCCCCAGUGUCUGAAACCUAACGCUGUGAAAACUGGUAAUAGCUAACAACGUCAUUGACAUUUUGAGCCUAGCUAACACUAGCUACACAAUUAGCUAGCUAGCUAGCGUUAGCCACCAGACGUGCAGCCCGGCGGCUCCAGUCCGUCCCAGACGACCAUGACUCCUCAGCAGCAGCCCUUCAUAAUCACCCAGAAAGUGCAGUUAACUUUCAAACUCUUCAUGCUGGAGAUUGCCCGGAAUACACUCGAACAAGAGCUUGUUAACCUCACCAACAAGGCCUAUGAAGACGUUCAAGGUUUCUUGAAUUCAACUGUUCCCACUGUUACUGUCUUCAGUGAUCUGGUUCAGUCUUUGGAUGAAAAAUAUCAAACCAUUGAGAAGCUCAACGGUUUAUUAAAAGACCUCGCAGUUGAGCCACACGUUUGUGUCCAGCCUUCUGUCAGAAAUGGAGCGAGAGCAAAUCAGCUCCAGCCACUCGGAGGCAAAAAGACCCUAACGACCGAUGUUCUCAAGUUUGGGCCUAUGUUGCAGAACUCGCUCAUGGCGAGCUCCAUAGCCAAAGCAGUCCAGGUGCUUGGAGCCGCGCUGUCCCACCAGCAGUUUAAAUAUUUCCUCAUCUCCCAGCCUGCAGCGGUCCAGCAGGACGACGUGUUAUGCGGCCUCUCGUCCCGCUACAACAGCGCCGCUGCGACUUUGAGCUCAUCCCCUCACUCGCAGGCUGAAGAAAAAGAACACUCUGUUAUUUCAGAGGAGAAACGCCCAUCAGAUGCUGCGAUUCUUCCACCUGCGAUUACUGAGAGACCCGAGAAUAACCCAGAGAGGCCAACCCUACUACUGCCUCCCAUACAAGCUAUACUCCCAGAGAUCUGUAACCCUAAACCAAUGAAAAUACCCCCGCUAAUGAGCUGGGGAUGUGAGGAAGAUGUCCAGGUGCAACACCAAAAACAAACAUCCUCUCAGCUGCUUCACUUCCUCAAAGCUAAAGCUAAAAACAUGGGUGCACUAGAUGUCACUGUCAUGGAGUGGAGUAAGAGUAUGUGCACGUCAAAUUUGCCACAGUGGCCUACCAUCAAAACACAAAGCUACCAAUUCAGACACGUUGUGGCCGACGAUCUGAUCGAUGCACUAGCGCCGAAAACAUUAUGUGCAGACUUUGAAAACCAAGCCCCAGUCUUCAGAGUAAAGAGAGUGGAAUCGAGUGGCUCUCUGACCUACACUUGUGUGAUCGCAACAAAGACUGAAUUGUGGGAUAUUGGAGACAUCUUAACAGAGGUGGGACAUGGAGAGUCUAAAGCUCACUCCAUGGAUAAUAAAGACGGCCCAAAUAAAACGGCUCAAGAGGACUCCUGUCUAAACAUCCAGUGGAAAACCCGACCUCUGCAAUGCACAGAACCUGAACCAGCGAUUAACUGCAUUACCAUUCCUGAGUUCCAGAUCCGGAGGUUUGAAGAGGCUGAAGUUGUGGUGUCUCAUAUUGUCAGCCCAGGUAACUUUCACAUACAACACGGGGACUCCACCGUGACGCUGCAGGCCCUAUUCGCAGACAGCUGGAAAGCCAGUAGUUCAUAUGCCGAGCAGAGCUGCAUUCCAGACAUUGGAACUAAAGUAAUGGGUUGGUUUCCUAAGCAAGAACAAUGGUGCAGGGCUCAGGUGACGAAGAUAUGCGGAGUAAGCGGAGAUAAUAAUGCCGCUGACGGUGCUGGGAGUGGGAUUUCCAUCAAGAUGGAGGUGAAGAAGCUGGACUACGGGGACACAGCCUGCCUGUCACUGUUGAACAUCAAAGAGCUGACUCCAGAAAUGGCUGUCCUACCACUGCAGGCUGUCGAGGUCUCGCUGGCAAAUGUGACGCCUGUGAAUGGGAGUGAGUGGUCCGAGGAGGCAGUGGGCUGGUUCAAAGCAAUGGUGCACAACAGAACGCUCUAUGCCAGACUGUACCCACAGGGGCCCGAAGUUACAGUCGAGCUGUUCCUGGAAAAGGGAAAGCUCGGAGCAAUGAGGAGGGGUGCAUCACUGUCUUUGAGACUGGCCCAGAACGGACAUGCAAAACAUAGCAAGCUGAAGAAUGUUGGCCUUGUGAAAAGAAGCACAAUUCAACUUAACAAGAAGAAACAGGAGUGGGAGAAGUACCUCAUCUCAUGCUAUACUCAAAGUAAGAAGUAAUUCAGAGAGUAGGGAAUGUUCCUGGUUUUGUUUAUGUGGUUUUGUUUAUGUUGCUUUGUUUGGCCAUGUCAUGUCAAACGUAAAUGCAAAUUGCAGAGCUGCCAUGAAACACAAAUCCAAACAUAGACAUGUAAUGAUCCUUAGAUCAGAGACAAACAUACGGUGGUCUGUCAGGUUACACGGUGACAAGCUGCUGUGAUUUUCACCUCGCAGUACAAGGAUAAAUCAAGGAUAUUUAAAUCUAAUGUAAUAUAAACAUUGAAUUAAGACUGAAGGCUUUUGAUUGGAUCAGCUUUCUUGUGUAUUUUUACGUCUUACAUUGCAAUUGAUAAAGUCAAAGCUCUGUGUAGUGAUUGUGAGUAAAGCUAAUGUGACACUGUUUACACAAAAAAGUUGGUAAACUCAGUUCGUCCUUGAAGCAUUGUUAAAAAUGUGUUUAUUUUUUAUAAUUUUUUUUAAAUGCAUGUAUGCUGUGUGGGGACAUGAACGUUUCCCUUUGUACUCAAUACAUUCAUAUACUCUAGCAUUUCCUAAAAACAAGGAAGUGUCGCAAAUCCUGUUUUUCCUGCCGCUAGACGGUGCCAGUCCAGUUUAAUUAGCUGCCCUCUAUUAAGUGAUACUUGAUUUGUCUGUGUGCCACAUGCAGUAGGUCUGUUAUCUUUGAUAAUAAUCAUCAUUAGAGCCAUGUUGCCUUAGUUAGUAUUGAGCUCUUGUAAAAUGGCAGAUCUAUGGUUUUGUAUUUACAGUGUGCGUAUUUGUCUCUACUUUCAUAAUAAAACUGUUCUCUACAAGUGUGUGUGCUCUGUCUGUAUUGUAGAUGAACGUGUUCUCCAUAGAGGGAAUAUAAAUGAGGUUCAGUUCAUUCAAAGAAUUACCAGAACGCCCAAACCCUCCCAACUGCAGUGAAGCUCACGGCCGGCAUAGUGAACUGCUGUAGGUCAUCUGAUGCAUGACAAAUGACCACAUUGUGUUCACUUGCAUUCACUUUGUUGCUACUGUAAAUUAUUGUUUCUACUGUUAUAGGGAGGCGUCUGACCACAACAAAAUGUGCAAUCUCAGCUGAUAACGGCAAAAUGAAAAUUGUCAGUGUGUUCAGAUGCUGUACCGUAGAUCAUUCAUAAGCACGCGUGUGAUUUAUAGUAGCAGGCAAAGUCAUAACUGUGCAGUAAGCUUUAAUGACUGGAUAUUUAUUAUAAAGACAUUUGUAUU